UGCAUACAAGAAAAAGAGAUCUCUUUAAUUAUUUGGUUAUUUGAGAGCAAAUACGGCAACUUGAUUGUUGAAAUUCCGAUCAAUGGAGGAAGGAAAGAAGAGGGUGGCAACUUUGGUUGGGUGCAACUACGCCAACACAAAGAACGAGCUUCAUGGAUGCAUCAAUGACGUGAUGACCAUGCGUGACUUGCUGGUGUCUCGCUUUGGGUUCAAACAGGAGGAUAUUGAGGUCCUCACAGACGCCCCCGACUCCCCGAUUUUGCCCACCGGUGCCAACAUCCGGCGCUCACUGGGGCGCAUGGUUGCCAACGCCAAGCCAGGCGAUGUGCUCUUCUUCCACUACAGCGGCCAUGGCACUCUCAUACCAUCUGCUUGGCCGUUUCACCAUGGAUUCAAAGCUGAUGAAGCUAUUGUUCCCUGUGAUUUCAACCUCAUCACAGAUUUGGACUUCCGGCAGUUGGUGGACCAGCUGGCGUGGGGAGUGAGCUUCACGAUCAUCUCGGACUCAUGCCACAGUGGUGGCCUCAUUGAUAAAGAGAAGGAACAGAUUGGCCCUUCAAGUUCAACCAUCAUCAGUGAACUAGCAUCUGAUCCCGUGCGCGAUCAAAACCACAAGCCGAAGCUCAUUCCAUUUGACUCGGUGCUGCAACACCUCUCCUCCCUCUCUGGGAUUGUUUCUUCUCACAUUGGUGACCACCUCUGGCACCUCUUCGGGCCCGAGAUGAGUGCCAGUUUAAUAAACAGAAAAUUGCCCGUAAAACCAUCAUCAUCAUCAUCAUCCUUAAAAAGACCCGCUGAUAAAGAUGACGGAAUAUUACUUAGUGGAUGCCAGGCCAACGAGACAUCAGCCGACAUGAGCCCUGAAGGGAAUAAUGAAACAAGGAAGGCUUAUGGAGCAUUUAGUAAUUCCAUUCAGAUGGUUCUGAGAGAGCAUGAUGGGGUGCUCAGCAACAGGGAACUGGUAAUUCGGGCGAGGCGUCUGCUGCUAGAACAGGGCUUCGCUCAGCAGCAUCCAUGCCUCUACUGCAGUGAUGACAACGCAGAAGCCCCUUUCCUGUGGCAGACUGGGAACGUGAAGAUCAACUCAACUCUCUGAGAUACGUGCAUGCAGCAUGAUCAUGCAUGCCAUUGUUCUAUCUGAUACGAUAUUGGUAAUUCAUUUCAUUUCAUUUCAAACACAAUAAGACCCAACAGAGAGUGUUCAUUCAAAUUGAAAAA
Dioscorea cayenensis subsp. rotundata (Guinea yam) is the source of this 1218-nucleotide messenger RNA. RefSeq names its product metacaspase-9. NCBI's taxonomy places the organism in Eukaryota, Viridiplantae, Streptophyta, Magnoliopsida, Dioscoreales, Dioscoreaceae. Gene Ontology annotation, molecular function: cysteine-type endopeptidase activity. Gene Ontology annotation, biological process: proteolysis. The transcript has 2 exons. The record is from RefSeq and is a predicted model, not a curated record. The coding region runs from base 83 to 1096 and encodes 337 amino acids.